Messenger RNA from Linum tenue, 839 nucleotides. NCBI's taxonomy places the organism in Eukaryota, Viridiplantae, Streptophyta, Magnoliopsida, Malpighiales, Linaceae. The record is from the annotation of a GenBank genome assembly.
CUCUCGGUUGAGGUUCUUCAGCUCUUCUUCCCCCAUUCUGUCUAGCGCAGAUAUGGCCUCGCUUUGCAGGUCCGCUGUAAUGGCGGGCUCAAGGUCUUUAGCUGCGCGUUCUAAAACCUUAGCUCAGAAGUCCGUCUUCUCGUCCUCUCCUUUCACUUCUCCUUCCCCGGCACGAGCCUUCCGAAGCGCUUCAAGGGUUGUUUCAGCUAUCGGGAGCGUAGAUUCAUUGCUACCUUUUCAUAGUGCCACGGCGAAUGCUCGGCUUAUAUCCAGCAUUGCUGCUGAUUCCUCUUGCUGGAGCAUGCUUUCUGAAGGCCUUGCAACACCUUUAUGACAUCCGUGUUGAUCUGUGCUGGAUAAUGAAUGCCGAAAGGAGUUUGCGACGCCAUUAUGACCACCUUGAAACUGAACUCUUAGGAAGGACAAACACGUUCUUCCAAUUUUUGCUUCUUUUGUAAGUCGUGUUCACUGGCCUUGUCUUUUCCAUCUGUACUUGGCUGGGCUACUCCAUCUGGGCAGAGAGCUUCCAUUCAUUUUGAAUGAUCAACGAUUGUUCGUGUGGUUUAUGGAGUCUUGUAAUAAUGAUGUUUCCUUCUCAUUGACUGAUUGAACGAUGCUUCUACUAGGUAUGCAGUUCCUUAGUUCAAAGCCGUGGCCUCCUGUGAUACCUCUGAAGUGAAAUCUUAUGUCCAAUGAUGAGUUACUCUGUUAAGCUUAAUAUAUUUCAUCAAUCUUUUUGCCUGAUUGCCUUGGUGGUAAUAGGUUCUAAAUGCUAAACAAUCAGUUGGGUAAAUCUGCAGGUGCUGUGAUUCCUUGUAGUUUGGAAUCUUUGAAUAUGG